AUGUUUCCACAAACAGUAGUUAAAGCUCUCAGCGAACAUGAUUAUGAGAUUGUUAAAUACCUCAAUAAGGGAGGCUUCGGAACUUGCUAUAUCGUAAAAAGCCUCAAAUACGAAAUACAAUUCGUUUGCAAAGUCUCAAAUGAUACAACUGGUGACUUUAUUAGAGAACAGAAAGCUCUUACAUCAUUUGAUCACCCUAAUAUUGUCCGUGUUUAUGACGCAUUUACUUAUGAAAAGUACUUAUUCUUGAUUUUAGAAUAUUGCUCAGGCGGAAGUUUAUUAUCUCUUAUAAACUCUCAUAAGAAGAUAUCAGUUAGCCAGAUGUUGAAGUACUCAAGAGACAUUAUUCAGGCACUUGACUACAUGCACGGCCUCGGAUUCGCACAUUGCGAUAUCAAGCCAUCCAAUGUUCUUAUUGAUGAGUUUGGUCGUGCAAAACUCUGUGAUUUCGGCUUAACAAUUUUUACUAACCAAGGAAAGAAGCAAAACAACAGAAUUUGCGGCUCCGUUAACUACAUGGCUCCAGAAAUGGCUCUCAAUCGCGAAUACGACCCAAUUAAAUGCGAUAUUUGGUCCCUUGGCGUUACAUUAUACCAUUUUGCCACAGGAAAAGUUCCAUACAACGGCAACCACUUAAAGUAUAUCAGUGCAGAACUCAAGUUCGAUAGAGAAGACUUCAAACACGUUCCAGAACAAAUGGCCUUCAUAAUUGAAAAGUGCUUGAGAUUGAACCAAGACGAGCGUUACACAUCUAGACAACUCCUUAAGUGCAUUGAUCAAAUCCCACAGUUAUCAUCGCAAUCAAGAUCAAAGUCCGUUUCAAGACCGUUUACUUCUGCAGCUAGCCAUAUCAUUAGACCUCAUCCAAGAGUAAGAGGACUUACAAAGAGCAUGAUUGCCUAA
Trichomonas vaginalis G3 is the source of this 903-nucleotide messenger RNA. Its product is annotated as peptidyl-serine phosphorylation. Bases 1 to 903 code for a protein of 300 amino acids. The record is from RefSeq and is a predicted model, not a curated record. Gene Ontology annotation, biological process: protein phosphorylation. Gene Ontology annotation, molecular function: protein kinase activity; ATP binding. The transcript has a single exon. NCBI's taxonomy places the organism in Eukaryota, Parabasalia, Trichomonadida, Trichomonadidae.